UGUUGCUUUACGGCAGCAGGCCGCGGGAUCCGCCGGGAUGAAGCAAAAAAGGAAAAAUGGGAAAGGGGAGCUCAGCCAGGCUGAGCUGAUGGUGAUGACCAUUGCUGACAUCAUAAAGCAGCUGCUGGAGGCUCAUGAGCAGGGCAGAGAUGUGGACAUCAACAGGCUGAAGACCAAAACCUCAGCCAAGUACGGGCUGCCGGCGCAGCCCCGGCUCGUCGACAUCAUCGCCGCCGUCCCUCCGCAGUUCAGGAAAGUUCUGCUCCCCAAACUCAAGGCCAAGCCCAUCAGGACAGCCAGUGGGAUCGCCGUGGUGGCCGUGAUGUGCAAACCCCACCGGUGCCCCCACAUCAACUUCACAGGCAACAUCUGUGUGUACUGCCCAGGGGGGCCUGACUCUGAUUUUGAAUAUUCCACCCAGUCCUACACAGGAUACGAGCCAACAUCCAUGAGGGCCAUCCGGGCUCGGUAUGAUCCCUAUCUCCAGACCAGACACAGAGUGGAGCAGCUGAAGCAGCUGGGCCACAGCGUGGACAAAGUGGAAUUUAUUGUGAUGGGGGGCACAUUCAUGGCUUUACCUGAAGAUUACAGAGAUUAUUUCAUCAGGAACCUCCACGAUGCCUUGUCAGGUCACACUUCCAACAACGUGGCAGAGGCUGUCAGACCAAACAAAAAGCACCCUGCUGCUCUUUCCAAGUGGGUUUUAUCGAGGAUAAAACAGCAAACAAGUUGGGCAAAGAGUUUCUGAAGGACACAGCUCCUCAGGGAAGGAGGUGUCUUAGCUGAUUUUGUUGGGCCUGAAAUAAUUUUUCAAGCAGCCUGGCCUUUUGCUCUGCAGAUAAUAAGGGAACUAUUUCUGCCACAGCAAUUUUAAACCCAAAGUGAUUCUGUGGAGUCAGAGCAGCACAGAUCGAGCAGGGUGACAAGAAAACCUGCCCUGGCAACGUGUGGGUUCUUCAGCAGAUAAAUAAAGGUUUACAUUUUUAACACAAAACUCAUGCUAAGUGCUUGGUAAAUGGAGUUCUGUGGGAGUUACUCGAGUUGCAUUUCCUACAUGUUGGAGAGGUGGAGAAAAUGGGGUUGGAGAUGAAUCAGAGCUUUUUCUUUUGGUUGUUACUCUGUGUCACUGCAGCGUUGGUUGGGAUGGUCAGUGACACUUGAAAUAAACAGUCAGGGUUGAAUUAAUUUCUUACUGUGGCGAGGAUUCAGCUCCUUCACCACUUCCAGCUGUGAGGAGUGAGGAGUUCUAAGAGCCUUUUCCCUGUUCUGGGAUCUGCCUCUCACCCCUCA
Messenger RNA from Ficedula albicollis (Collared flycatcher), 1290 nucleotides. RefSeq names its product elongator complex protein 3-like. Gene Ontology annotation, biological process: tRNA wobble base 5-methoxycarbonylmethyl-2-thiouridinylation. Gene Ontology annotation, molecular function: iron-sulfur cluster binding; catalytic activity. The transcript has 9 exons. Lineage: Eukaryota; Metazoa; Chordata; Aves; Passeriformes; Muscicapidae. The record is from RefSeq and is a predicted model, not a curated record. Bases 38 to 748 code for a protein of 236 amino acids. Gene Ontology annotation, cellular component: nucleus; cytoplasm; elongator holoenzyme complex.